This is a messenger RNA of Brassica oleracea var. oleracea, 594 nucleotides long. Its product is annotated as probable thiol methyltransferase 2. The transcript has 7 exons. The coding region runs from base 1 to 594 and encodes 197 amino acids. Gene Ontology annotation, molecular function: S-adenosylmethionine-dependent methyltransferase activity. The record is from RefSeq and is a predicted model, not a curated record. Lineage: Eukaryota; Viridiplantae; Streptophyta; Magnoliopsida; Brassicales; Brassicaceae.
AUGAAAAUCGCCAUGUCGGAGAUUUUCCUCUUGAGGAAGAUCAAUCACCCCAACAUCAUUCGCUUCAUCGACAUGAACGAGUUUCGUCUUCUUUUGCUCUGUCUUUACAUGAUUGAGAUGUGGUUGGGAGAAGACCUGGAAAGCAGGAGCAACCCCAUGGGACUUGCUGGACCAACUCCGAUCAGUAAACAUCUCGCUGAGACGGGUUCAUUGCCUAAAGGCAGAGCUCUUGUUCCUGGUUGUAGAACCAAUGAAACAUUGCAGGUUUAUGAUGUGGUGGCAGUGGCCUGCCCUGAUCGUCAUGUGGUUGGAUUAUCAAAAACUGUGAUUGAAAAAUCAUCAAAGGUGUCAACAGUUCAUCUUUGCCCAAUGCAAACUAGUGUGAGACCUCCAUGGGCACAAAGAAUAGAAAAGCUUCUGAAACCAAGUGGAGAGCUUAUAACAUUGAUGUUUCCUAUGGAUGAGCGUUCUGGGGGUCCUCCUUACAAAGUAUCUGUGUCUGAUUACGAGAAGGUUCUGAUUCCACUGGGAUUUGAGGCAAUGUCCAUUGUGGACAAGGAACGUGCUAUAACACCACGCAAGGUAAUGUUUUGA